This is a messenger RNA of Capsella rubella, 1176 nucleotides long. RefSeq names its product flavonol synthase/flavanone 3-hydroxylase. Gene Ontology annotation, molecular function: flavonol synthase activity. Lineage: Eukaryota; Viridiplantae; Streptophyta; Magnoliopsida; Brassicales; Brassicaceae. Gene Ontology annotation, biological process: response to light stimulus. The transcript has 3 exons. Bases 42 to 974 code for a protein of 310 amino acids. The record is from RefSeq and is a predicted model, not a curated record.
UCAUAUGUCCCCAAUCCCCAUAGUGAACCUUUUAUCAACAAAUGUCUGCCAUAGUUACCAACAACAUGGUGCUUGAGAGAGACCAAAACAUACCCGUGGUUGACUUAAGCGAUCCGGAUCAAGAGCUAGUAGCGCGAGCAGUGGUGAAGGCGAGCGAAGAGUGGGGGGUCUUUCAGGUGGUCAAUCAUGGGAUACCCACGGAGGUGAUACAACGUUUGAAGAAUGUUGGUAGGCAAUUCUUUGAACUAUCCGAAGAAGAGAAGAAAGCCGUAGCGAAGCCAGCUGUUGACUCCCGUGAAGGAUACAAGAGGAGGUACGAAUUGAAUCUAGAGACCAAAACAGGUACGGUUGAUCAACUCUUUCACAAUAUCUGGCCACCCAUGUCCGUGAACUACAAAUUUUGGCCUAAGAAUCCUCUAGAUUACAGGGAAGCAAACGAGGAAUACACAGGACAUGUGAAGCUGCUAUCUGAGAAGAUCAUGGAGUGGUUAUCAAAAGGAUUAGGAUUAAGGGGUGAGGCUAUUAAGGAAGUUACUGGCAGUGAGUAUAUGAUUAUUGUCAACUACUAUCACCCUUGUCCACUUGCCGAUUUGAUCGAGGGACUGGAUGCACACACCGAUAUUAGUGGAAUCACACUCAUCGUACCCAAUGAGAUUCCCGGACUUCAAGUGUUCAAGGACGAUCACUGGUUCGACCUCGAGAGUAUUGCAUCUGCGGUUAUAGUCAUCAUCGGCGAUCAGAUCCUAAGGCUGAGCAAUGGAAGGUACAAGAGCGUGUUGCAUAAAACGAUAGUGGAUAAGGAGAGAACAAGAAUGUCUUGGCCAGUUCUUGUGAUGCCUACGAGCGAUAUGGUCGUAGGACCUUUCCCGGAGAUUACCGGCCACAACGAUCCUCCCAAGUUUAAGCCUAUCUCAUACAAGGACUACAUAUACCGCAAGCUCCGCCACUUAUCCUUCGCUGAUCACGACUCAUAAUGAUCAUCAAAAAUCCUGGAGCAAUCCUCAUCAAUUGCUUCUUCGUUGAACUGACGACUGGCUUUUAUUUUCUUUCGGUCUGCUACUUGUCUUUUGCUAUAAUGGUGUUUUAUGGAUUUUAAUGAGUAUCCGGGCAUAGAACGUUUUGUUUCUCAACUUGUACGGUUUUUUCAUAAAUAAAAAAAAAGACUACGUAUCUACA